Molecule: messenger RNA, 2010 nt
Organism: Cinclus cinclus
Lineage: Eukaryota; Metazoa; Chordata; Aves; Passeriformes; Cinclidae
Gene: CIMIP1
Product: ciliary microtubule inner protein 1
Exons: 4
Coding region: 1189-1539 (116 amino acids)
Source: RefSeq, a predicted model, not a curated record
AUAAAUGUAUAUAGUCUUCUCGUAUUCAAAUAUUUAAGGCCUUUGGACUUUUUUUUUUUAAAGUCUAAUAAUUAAACAUUCAAACACACUGCCUACAAACCACUCAGCUGAAGCCAGAACCUUUCUGCAUUUAUUUUCUAAGAAGGAUAAUAAGUGCCCAGUGGUGUGAGAGUCCCAUUAACUAUUUCCAGGGUGUUUACAAAAGUCACUUUCCCUACAACACAAAAGAGAUCGGGAACCAUUUAAACCCAUGAGGGCAAAGAGCCAGCUAGCUCCACUCAUUUUUGAAAUAUUUUAUCCGGCAACUACAAGAAAAUAAAAUUACCAAGAAAUUCAUGUAGGGCCAAAAAUAUCAAUAUAUUGGAACACAAUAAACCCUUAACAACCCAUAAAUUUAUUCAGGGUUCUCACAUAGAAGCCAUAAAGUAUGCUGAGGUCUUCCUCAGAACUUCUGUCACAGGCACGUAGCUCAUAAAGGACAUUUAUCAGAAGACAUCAGGCACUGCAUCACAGGAGUGGCGUUGUUUCCCAAUGAAAUUAUCAAAAUAAAAAAUUCGGCGUGCAACAAGAGGAACCCAGAACACUACAGCAGCUUAAAAAAAAAAAAAAAAAAAAAAAAAAAAAAAAAAAAAAAAACAACAACUUUCCACCAUCGUAAUGCAAACGUAAAAAAAUUACCAAGUACUUCCCCAGGCCUCAUGAGGGGCUUCAAGAAAGCAGGGAGUGAGGAAUUUUCGCUUUUUUUUUCCCGAGACACAGCUGUGGUGCUACAGGACAGCUCCUAAAACACGAGAGCACCUCAGGAAGGUCUGACCACUUCCCAACAUUUUAUUACACUCAUUAAUUAUUACCUGCCCCUCCCAUCACCUUGGGCCCGCCCACACGAGUUCCCCCCGCCGCCAUCUUGUGCCUGCCUGAGGGGCCUCAGGAAAGCACACGGCGGGAUUUCUUUUGCUUUUCUUCCUUGAGACUUGUCUGUGGUACCACCGGCGAGCUUCCAAAGGACGAGAGAAGAAGAUCCUUCCCUCAGGGAGUGUGUGCGCACUUGCCAACAUUUAAACGCGUUCUCGCCAUCUUGUGCCCCCCUCAUGAGCUCCCGCCCUUCCCGCCGCCGUUGCCCCGCAACGCCCGAGCGGCCGCGGCGGACCCCGGGUUCCAGCGGGGCUGAGGCGGCCCGGCUGCGGCGCCAUGGAGCCCGGCAACUUCAUAGCGCAGGACAACUACUGGAAAAAACAUGUUGAAAAGGAAGAAGAUGCUGCUAAAAGAUGGGCUGAGAAAUGGGGAUUUUUGAAAACAUCUCCUGAGGAGUUGAUUGGAGAUGAAAAGAAAGAAGACGCAAAGCCCAAGCUUCAGCUUCCAGAUCACCUGCAGAUUCGACCUGUGACACCUGUAGAAAAAUACAUUAAGGUGCUUCCAUCUCCUCCAGUACCUAAAACUACCCAGGGAUUUAUUGGCUGGAGAUCAGGUGUUCCAGCACUGGCACUUGAACACAAUUUUCAAAUCCAAAGCUCCAAAGGAGCUGUCUGUAGUAUGAAGUGACCGUGUGAGCCCUCUGAGUGACAUUAGGAAAUAAAGAAGCACAGAGAUCCAUCUGCAUUCCUAAGGAGAUAUCCAGUAGUGGACUGUUGGACUGUUGAUCAUUUCUGCUGUUUAUGUAAAAAUCCAUAAACAUUUUGGUAAAGUGUGAACAUUUUCAUUUUACUUAAUUGAAUCUAUGGUAUCAAAGCUGCUAACUCUGCUUCAGAGCUUCUGCUUUUAACUUAGAAAUAACAAUAAACUCAGAUGAAGAUCACAGAGCACAUUCUAUUUUUAUUAGCACUAAUAGGACUAUAAUUUAAAAACAUUAAUUGGAAGUUGGAAUGACAGUGCAAAUUUUUAUUGUUGUUUCUCCAUGAGGACCUCUACUCAUAAAAUACUCAUGAAAUACACUGGGCUUUGUGUUGGGUGUGCUUUGCAGGUAUUUUGUGUAGUUACACACAUAAGUGAGUAGUUCCCAGUAAGGAAAUAAAG